Messenger RNA from Sardina pilchardus (European sardine), 4202 nucleotides. It is a transcript of the gene scd, whose product is annotated as stearoyl-CoA desaturase (delta-9-desaturase). Gene Ontology annotation, cellular component: endoplasmic reticulum membrane. The transcript has 6 exons. Gene Ontology annotation, biological process: monounsaturated fatty acid biosynthetic process; response to fatty acid; unsaturated fatty acid biosynthetic process. The coding region runs from base 824 to 1654 and encodes 276 amino acids. Lineage: Eukaryota; Metazoa; Chordata; Actinopteri; Clupeiformes; Clupeidae. The record is from RefSeq and is a predicted model, not a curated record. Gene Ontology annotation, molecular function: palmitoyl-CoA 9-desaturase activity; iron ion binding; stearoyl-CoA 9-desaturase activity.
CAUUGAUUUUAUUAUCCAAAACCAGAGCAAGGAUUUUUUUUUUUAUUUGCUUUUUACAUGAUCACUGUGAUGGCGCAGUUAAGCGGGGCCGUCCAUGUCCAUCUCUCACACAGCCCCCUGUUCGUGGAAAAAUAUCUUAAUAUCUGCGUAGAAGGGCACGAUGGCAACUACCCGGUAGUGCAUGAGGAUGUAGCUGCUGCAGCUGUGGUCUCUUUAUGAGACGUUAGCAAGCAUGCUAACCAAAGUGAUGUUAUGAAGGCUUCAAAUGACAUUAAACAAUUGCUCAUCUCUGUGUAGGUUCGCGUUGCGUGUUUGGACACAGUAGAGAUAUCUGUAAUUAGGACAAGUUACGGCAAGCGUCAAACUUGCAGUGUAGCUUAAUCCUUUCCUGUAUAACCAAUUCAACUCAUUAUAACGUUACUUAUUUACAACCGGUUUAUACAUCAAAUGAUCUUGUGACUUGAAGUUGUAGACCACAGUUUGAUGUAGGCUUAUGGCAAUAUUUUAAUUUGGAGAAUGCAAAUGUCUAUAUAAUCGCAGCUGUAGCCAUUGAAAGGAGGUCUUUGAAGCAAACUGCAGUACCACUGAAAGCCACUGGCUAGUUUUGUAAUAUGGGCGAUUACCACAUGUGGAAAUGGUAGAGGUGAUUUAUGUAACUGUUGAUGUAGCAUCCUCAAUAUAACAUCUUACUCGUCUAUAUUCUAACUACUUUUUAUGUCUGCCUCAGUUCCAAGGCACAUGUGUGGUAGACAUGCAGUAGACUGUAGCAGGGGUUUCAAUUGAAGCAAGGGAACAGAGAGUUCUAGCCACCACUGGUGAUUUAAUGACAUCUCAUUUCAUCUCUCUCUCUCCUCUCUCUCUCUCUCUCUCUCUCUCUCUCUUAGCUGUUUUGUGCUUUUUGAUAAGUGCUUUGGGAGUAACUGCAGGAGCACAUCGACUCUGGAGUCAUCGGUCCUACAAAGCCUCAUUACCUCUGAAAAUAUUUCUUGCCUCUGCGAACUCGAUGGCCUUCCAGAAUGAUAUUUUUGAGUGGGCCCGGGAUCACCGAGUCCACCAUAAAUACUCAGAGACGGACGCCGACCCCCAUAAUGCCCUGCGGGGAUUCUUCUUCGCCCACAUUGGCUGGCUCCUGGUGCGAAAGCACCCCGAUGUUAUCGAGAAGGGACGCAAGCUGGAGCUCAGCGACCUGAAGGCUGACAAAGUGGUCAUGUUUCAGAGGAAGUACUACAAGCCCUCAGUGCUCCUGAUGUGUUUCUUUGUGCCGAUGUUCGUGCCUUGGUACUUUUGGGGCGAGACCUUGUGGAUUGCCUACUUCGUCCCCGCGCUGUUGAGGUACACCAUGGUGCUCAACGCCACCUGGCUGGUCAACAGCGCUGCCCAUAUGUGGGGGAACCGGCCCUAUGACAUCAAAAUCAACCCCAGGGAGAACCCAUGGGUCACCUUCAGCGCAAUAGGCGAAGGAUUCCACAACUAUCAUCACACUUUUCCCUAUGACUAUGCAACGAGUGAGUUCGGCUGCAGGUUAAACGUCACAACCUGUUUCAUUGACUUGAUGUGUUUCCUGGGCCUGGCAAAGGACUGCAAGCGAGUUGCCAGCGAGACGGUCGAAGCACGUGCCAAGCGCACUGGCGAUGGAAGUGUUCGGAGUGGCUGAAAGGCUAAAUGCAUCCGGUCCAGGGCCUACCACUGGGGCUUGGCUAACAAAGCCAGGUUGCUCAAACUUCAGAUACAUCUACAGACAAAGGCCAUCAGAGUAGGAGGUGCAUAUCUUUAUUACAUUGUAGUCGCACCUCGAAAAACCUGUGAACCUGAGGUGAAGUCAGUUGUGCCCAUAGCUUAAUUUUUUUUCUUUUUUGUUUUUCCUGUUGGAAUUAUGAGAAGUAGCCAAAUGUUAUUUUGUAUAAUAACUUUUUUUUUUUUUUUUGGUCAUUCAUUUUCAUUCAUUCAUAUUAAUCCGAAUUAUUCAUGAGAAUUUUUUUUUUUUUUGUGCACUGAAACUGCCUUUUGGUCACUUCAUUGCUGCAUUUCAUAGUGUUUACAGUAGGGGUGGAGCAGUGUGCUGAUAGGACGGUGAACCUGAUAAGGAACUCUGUAAUAUUGAAUGCUGUGCCAGUAUGAUCACAACAAAACCAACCUUAUCUGGAGGAAAAUUCAUUGUCAUGUUUUGUGUGCUGUAUUACACAGGCAAACCGUAAACCAUGUUACAGCCUGUGGUCUUUUUUUGCACAGGUUCAUAGUAACCCCCAGUUUACAAGACACAAGGUCAUUUUGGCCCUCACAUCUCAAAAAAAGGGAUCUGGCUAAAUUUACCAAAAUUGAUGGUUUGAAUUCAGGCAUUAAAUACACUGCUGAAUGAUUCCAAGGAUAUGCCAGUCAGAUUAAAGUAAUUUCACUCUCCAUACAAAUCAUAAUUUAUCCAUUUAUUACUACAUUCUGCAUUCCUGCGAUGUGAUGGUGUGUUUGUCAUUUGCAGAAAUGCAUUUAGAGUACAUGAAUGUGGUGUAAGCCCAUUGUCAUGAAUAAUUCAAUGGAAAGAGGACCUUAGGAUGUCCCUCAAACAGCUCGUUGCUCAAGACAAGUUUUACUAAACGUUAGACACGUUGAAAGUUGAAAGUGUAGCUGUUGGAUUCAAACACUGCCAUUGAGUAGGUGGCUAUUAUAUGUCAUUUGCCACUGUCAGCUGAGGACCUUAUUUAAAACCUUCAAGGUGCUCAUGACAGUUCCUGUCAAACGCCACUGUCCCGUUUUCUAUUUCAGGCCACACAAAGUCACGUUAUUUGGCUAGAAUUUGGUUAGAACUGAUCUUUUCAACUUGCUUUUAAGAUGCAAUGGCAAGAAUUCCUAACAUUUGCCCCCUCCCUCCUUUUUGUUAUAAAUAUUUCUCAGCUUCUUUGCAGUAUGGCUAAUUGUACAUCAAAUUUGAUCAAAGCAUGGAAAUAUGUUGGCAAGAUCUUUUCCAUCUUUAGUGAAUAUGCUUUGCUAGCGCUAUCAUCUGUGUAAGUCCAGGCAUCCUAUAGCGGUAACAGACUGAAUUGGUUUUUCACAAUGCCAGAUUAGUUAAUAGUGCUUUGGAUUGUACAGAUAUUAUUUGAGAAGUGGUCUCCGUUAUUAAGUUAUCCUUCUUUUUCAGAGGCAUCUUGGUGUUGGCCUCACAAAUUAAAUGUAAUAUAGUUACCUAAGACCAUUUGUACUGCAUGCUACAAACUACUGGAAGCUUGGAGAAAAAAUGUGAUGUUUCUUUUCUUUUUCUUAUGGCAGUAUGCUUUUUCACUUUUUUUUUUUUACAUGGCCAAAGUGACUGAAAUGUCCCAAAGCUUUUUUUUUUUUUUUUACUAUUUUUGUUUGGGUUUCUCUUGUUUAUCUUUCCAGAUAUGUCAAUUUUUUUCUGUAUUUGCAAUUGUUGUUUCUCGUAUCUAUGAUAAAAAAAAAAAAAGACAAGAGAGAGGGUUAAUUAGCAAAUGAGACAUUGGUGCGGAUGAACCUUUGUGCUGUUUGUAGAUGUUCUAUAUGAAUUAACUGAGUCAGGAAUCUGCCCACUGCCUUAUGCCCUGCAUCCAUUCCCUGUUCACCUCUAAUUCAUGUUGAGGAGAAGUGGUGACAAAGGCAACCCUUGGUGUGAACCUGCGGUCCCUUGGUGGUUAUUGUAUUGGCUAUUAUUGACACAUGUAAUUCUGUAUGCCCUGUUAAGAGCUGCCGCCCUUCAAUACAAUCUGUGUGCUAGGAGUUUGCGAGGAGAUCUAGAAACUGGGAAGCUGCUUCUACUCCGCUCUUGUAAAAAACGUGAUGGGUCCGUAUGCAGAGAGCCAAAAUGCCAGCCCCUCCAUGUGUCCAAGUUCCCUUAAUUCAGUCCAAUUUAGCCAUGCAUUGGGAGAAUAUAAGGCUAGAAUCUUCCCUCUUUACCAGUACUUGUGUACUGAAGAAAAGUCCAAAAGAAGACAUAUUUAAAAAAAGAAAAAAAAAGUUUGAAUUCAAAUGUGUAAUUAAAUUGAUUACUGUUUCUCUAACUUUUGCAGUGCAAUUAUUGUCUAGUGUUCUUGAAUUCUAAAUGCCUUAAGAUCAUUUGGCACAUUUUGCAAGGAAUGUUGUAUGUUACUGUAAAUAGUGCAGAUUUUCUACAAGGUGGGAAAGAUAACUGUUUUGUUCCUGUGUCAUGCCACAGUAAUAUUUCUCUCCAAAAUCCAAUAAAAAAAAAGGCAAUUGUA